Cricetulus griseus (Chinese hamster) is the source of this 1336-nucleotide messenger RNA. The record is from RefSeq and is a predicted model, not a curated record. NCBI's taxonomy places the organism in Eukaryota, Metazoa, Chordata, Mammalia, Rodentia, Cricetidae.
UACCAUCUGCACUCCAAAAACAGGGUUGAAGAGACUGGUCCUCUCAUCUUUUCUGGUAUGGCCACACUGAAUAAAUUCCCUUUUCUGUCUCUUAUUUUUAUUUUAUGUGUACAGUGUUUUGCCUUCGUGCAAGUCUUUGCACCACACACAUGAAGGCCCACAGAGGCCUGAAGAGGGAGUCAGAUCCCCUGGAACUGAGUUAUAAAUGAUUGUGAAUUGCCACAUGGGUACUUGUAAUAGAACCUGGAUCCUCUGGAAGAGAAGUCAGCGCUCUUGACCACUGAGACAUCUCUCCAACGCUAGGUGUAACAUGAAUGCUCUUUGUAGAGGCUUUGAUGUAAACAUUUUCAUUUAGAGAGAGAGAAAGAGAGAGGGAGGAAGGGAGGGAGAGUUUUCACGGAAAGACAACCUAUGGGAGUCAGUUCUCUCUUUGUACUAUGUGGGUACUGGGGAUCAAAUUCAAACCCUCAUUCACUGAGUCAUCUUGCUGUCCUUAUUUUAAUUUUUUUUAAGUUGUAGUGUUUAUAGCAAUAAAUCAUAGAUCUAAUAUUCUUUUUUUGUUUUUGAGGCCUUAUAGCUCGGGCUUGUCUUGAACUGGAGAUGAUCCUCCUGCCUCUGUCUCUUGAGUCCUGUACUUCACUAUACCCAAGAUUUGGGAUUACCCACCCCAUUCUCUUGGCAGGUUGUCACUCUGUAGCCCAGGCUGGUCUCAUCCACAGAGGCCUUCCUGCCUUGGCUUCCCAAGUGCUGGAUGGGAUUGUAACAUUAUAGGCAAGAUAUUUCCUUUUAUUUUUGUGGCUGGCGGCCAACAAGGACAGAUCAGCCACGAAGGCCUCAGGCACGCUUCGGGAGUACAAGGUGGUGGGGCGCUGCUUGCCCACCCGGAAGUGCCACACACCACUCCUAUACCUCAUGCACAUCUUUGCGACGAACCAUGUGGUGGCCAAGUCCCGAUUUUGGGCACAGAUGAACAAGAUGAAGAAGUCAUCCGAGGAGAUCGUACACUGUGCAGUGCGACCUGAGGCCCCACUGCGGGUGAAGAACUUUGCGGUAUGGCUGCACUACAACUCACAACAUGACACACACAACAUGUGCCAAGAAUACCGGGACCUGACCGCUGCUGGAGCCGUCAAACAGUGCUACCAAGACACGGGUGCCCCGCACUGUGCCCGUGCACACUCCAUUAACCUGAUGAAGGUGGAAGAGAUUUCAGAGGGCAAGUGCCGAAGGCCUGCUGUCAAGCAGUUCUUGGGCUCUGAGAUCAGGUUCCUGCUUCCUCACCGGGUGUUGCAGCGCCAGCACACCACGCUUCACUACAAAUAGGCCUAACACCUGC